AUGGCUAUGCAAUGCCAACUAUGGAUGGGCAGUCUGGAGCCCAAUAUGACGGAGAGCUUCAUCAUGGCUGCCUUCAACCGAAUGGGACAGCGGCCACUGGCUGUUAAAGUGAUGCGAAACAAAUUCACUGGAGAACCAGCUGGAUAUGCCUUUGUACACUUUCAGACAGAUGAAGAGGCAAUAGAUGCCAUGCAUAAAUUAAAUGGCAAACCAAUUCCGGGAACAUUCCCAGUGGUGCGGUUCCGUCUGAACACUGCAUCAAGGGAAGCACGUGCUAACAUGCAACAAGAGAGGGAGUUCUCUGUAUGGGUUGGAGAUCUCAGCCCUGAUGUCGAUGAUUACUCACUGUACAGAAUUUUCGCAUCAAAGUAUUCUUCUAUCAAAACAGCAAAAGUAAUCUUGGACAGCUCAGGAUAUACAAAAGGCUAUGGUUUCGUGAGGUUUGGAAAUGAAGAGGAACAGAGAAAUGCUUUGUACGCAAUGAAUGGUUACACAGGUCUUGGUUCAAAACCUUUGAAGAUUUGUACCGCAGUACCUAAACCUAAGUGUACUACCACUCCUCAGAACCCUUCGGCACCAACUACACCUAAUUCUACGUUCAAUAAUGGAGCGGAGUACAAUCAAUACUAUGAUCCGUCUGCAUACUGGCAGAACUACUCUGCGUGGUCUGGCUACUACGGGCAGGGCGACCAGAGCGCGGCGCCUCCGCAGACCGUCCCUGUAGUCGACCCCUCGCAGGUCACCGCUGUGAAGGCCCAGACUGAUGAACUGGCUCUUGUUGAGCACAAGAAAGUUAUCGACGUUGAUCUACUAAACCAAGAGUUUUUGGAUCCUGAGUUAUCGCUGUGGGACAGCCUGGAAGAGUCCCAAUGGCUACCCAACGAGGUGGUAGAAGCGCAUUAG
Molecule: messenger RNA, 903 nt
Organism: Spodoptera littoralis (African cotton leafworm)
Lineage: Eukaryota; Metazoa; Arthropoda; Insecta; Lepidoptera; Noctuidae
Source: the annotation of a GenBank genome assembly